CACGCACCACUGACUAACAGCGGUUUCGGCACGGUCUCUAACAAUGGACUUCGAAACGAAGAUUUAUACCAGAAUCGGUGGAUAUGGACGAUAUAACAGAAUUGUUUCCAUAUUCAGCUGGUUUCCGAACUUUGCUGUGAUGCUGAACCUUUUUUGCGACGUUUUUUACACUCUGAUUCCUGGGUCGUACCACUGUAAACCCGACCCGACCCUUUUACCUUCAGGUUUUCUUUUCAGUAAUUAUUCCAGACAAGGGUAUCUUAAUUUUACCAUACCGUGGGUGAAUGGCUCUGGACUGAGUCACUGUGAACUUUAUAAGUACCCUAGAAACGUCUCCAACUUCAUAGACAGCAUUCCAAAGGAGAUAGUGCCAUGUACGAGAGGAUGGGAGUACGACCAAGCUGCGGCGCUUCAAAGCAACUACGUGACGGAGUGGAACCUAGUGUGUAGGGACUACUGGAAGAUUCCUCUGCAGCACAUCUGCUUCAUGACAGGGUGGAUUGUGGGAUAUGUCCUCCUGGGCACAGUGUGUGACUGGUUGGGUCGUCGACAGGGCUUCCUGCUGUCUGUGUCUCUGUCCGGUCUGUUAGGAGUAGCUGUGUGUCUGUCCAACAGCCCUGUAGUGUUUCUGCUGCUACGCCUGUCUCAGGGCGCCAUGUUGGCUGGGGUCUUCCUCUCCUCUUACCUCGCCAGACUGGAGCUGUGUGAUCCUCCCCAUCGUCUCAUGGUUGAAAUGGUCAGUGGUUUCUUUGCCAUCGCGGCAGAGCUCUUGUUGCCAGGGCUGGCGGUGCUGUGUCGUGAUUGGCCAGUUCUUCAAGCAGUGGCUACCUUGCCACUGCUCCUGCUGCUCUCCUAUUGGUGCUGUCCAUCAGUGUUUCCCGAGUCUCCACGCUGGCUUCUGGCCACAGGUCAGAUUCACCAGGCUAAGAGGUGUCUCCAGAGCUUCACCAUCAGGAACAGAGUGUGUCUCAGUGAGGACAUCUACCCUGCUGAGAACCUGCUCUCAGAGAUAGAUGCGGAGUACCCAGAUGAUACUCAGCCUUUCUACCACUCAGUCCUGGAGUUGCAUUCCACCCAAGUGAUCUGGAGGAACUGCCUCAUCCUUAGCUUUACUAUGUUCAUAGGCACAGGCAUCCAGUACUGUUUCAUCAGGAACCUCCACAGCUACUCCCACAACUUCUACUUUAGUUACUUCCUGCGUGUGCUGACUGGCGCUCUGGGAUGUAUCUUCCUCUGCCUGUCCGUCAACCGCUUUGGUCGCCGUGGUAUCCUGCUUCUGUCUGCCAUUAUCACCGGCCUGUCCUCGCUGCUGCUGCUGGCCCUCACACAGUAUCUGCGUGGAGUGCUGGUGUUGGUGCUGUCUGUGUUGGGGCUCCUCUUCUCCCAGGCCCUGGCCAUGCUCAGUGUAUUCUUCGCCAGUGAGGUCAUGCCCACCGUAGUCCGUGGUGGUUGUCUGGGGCUGGUGCUAGCGUCUGGCUGUAUGGGGAUGGCUGCUUCCUCUAUGAUGGAGCUCCAGAACAACAGGGGUUACUUCCUCCAUCACGUCAUUUUCGCCUCCUUCGCCGUCCUCUCGGUGCUGUCCAUCAUGCUGCUCCCGGAGAGCAAGCGCAAGCCGCUACCCGACUCUCUGAAGGACGGAGAGAGCCAGCGACGGCCCCCUCUCUUUCUGUCCCGUGAAGACAACCUGCCCCUGCUCUAUACCCGGCGUGGAGCCUCCGAGUACAACCCUGAUAACUACUCCCGCCUGGUCUCCGCCACCAGGAAGAUGCUCAUCAAAGACAAUUUACCCUAUAAGAUCGUUGUGCCCUCCCAGUCCCCGCUGCUGCCUUCCAACAGCGAGGUGCACUGCAUACUGGAGGAAGAGGCACUAAGAGAGGACUUGUCUUAGCAGCCUCUAACUACAAUCAUCCGAUCUCCUCUCCCACAGAGAGACCUCGCCUCAAACCCACUGAAUAUCUCUCCCCACCACACUGAGACAGUGUGAUCCAGACUCGUAUCGCUCUGAACGACGGGUCUUCUUGGAUACUUUGAAGGGGAGGAGAGUUUGACGUGUGUAUUUACUGUGUCCGUUUUUUGUUGUUGUUGUGCCAAAUGUUUCAAAUAAUGCAAAAAACUGAUGUGUGUGUGUGCUUGCACAGACUCUACUGAAAGACUGUGUGCUAGUCCUUUGUUUUUGUACUGAUGGAGAUCUGCUGUUUCUAAGACGGUGUUAACACCCUCUCUUCUCCAGGUUGUGCAGCAAGGAGCUAUGGCUUUAUUAACCACUAAGGCUAAAUGCUCACUUGAGAAGCGUUGCUUGUCCACUUAACUGGUGACUUGUGCUUUUCAUUACUGCAGAGUGAAAGCGAGAGAGCAGGGUCCUGACUGUUACUUAAUCUGAUUCACUGGUGACUCAACGAGGGGAACUCACAGAUAAAAGUCAGUUUGGUUCAAACUGGAAUGUGUUGUAGCCAAUUGUUUGAUUUUAGCGGGGAACUCGAAGUAUCAGUCACUGAUAAUAUCACCGAAGCUAUGACCUUAGCAAUGAAAGGUCAUUCCAUCCUGUCCACUUGUUGGACAUGUGUUAAGAACAUGAGGUGUUGUCACAUGAUGAUUUGCACCCGGAACAGAGUUCUUAGAUAAAGAGUUGUUUUAGAUUAUUGAAAUGUGAUUAGGUCAUGACCUCUACUCUGAGUCAUUAUAAACUGGGUGGUUCGAGCCCUGAAUGCUGACAGCUGUGGUAUAUCAGACAAUAUACCACGGGUUUGACAAAAAAUGUAUU
Messenger RNA from Salvelinus namaycush (lake trout), 2761 nucleotides. It is a transcript of the gene slc22a31, whose product is annotated as solute carrier family 22 member 31. Gene Ontology annotation, molecular function: transmembrane transporter activity. Gene Ontology annotation, biological process: transmembrane transport. The record is from RefSeq and is a predicted model, not a curated record. Gene Ontology annotation, cellular component: membrane. The transcript has 9 exons. The coding region runs from base 44 to 1888 and encodes 614 amino acids. NCBI's taxonomy places the organism in Eukaryota, Metazoa, Chordata, Actinopteri, Salmoniformes, Salmonidae.